UGUUUAAACUUAUCCAGUUUUUCAUUUUUGUUACUGUUUUAGAUUGCAUUUUUACAUGAACUUUCUACUUUGAGUUGAUUCUUCAGAUGCCUGAACAAGGGACUUGGGUUGGUUCUUGUUCAUUGAGUCUCUUAAUUUACUCUACAACACAAAUGGGGUUGUAAAUUUCAUAGACAAGAAACCCUUUUUGAGGGUAAGCUCUUGCAGAAAAGAUGAAUUUCAGAUUGUUCAGGUUCCAACGGUGGAUUUCAGUUCUGUUGUAAGCAACUUUUAAGGUACACAGUCUUUCAUUUUUCACUCUUAUCAAUGAAGUUGUAGAACUCCGACCAAAGUCUUUCACACAUUGAAGAUGUUGGAUGUCAUGUCUUUCCAAAGCUUGAGUUGUCUGUCACAGACAUUAGGCUUUGUAAGUACACCUAGAAACCUGUCUAAGGCACGGUCUUGUCAAGUUCAAGCUGUACCUUCAUCAUCAAUUGUUUUAAAUGAAAGUGAAAGUGGCAAAUUUUCUGAGGGUAAGAAGCUUUAUGGAUCUGCUAAUCCUUUGGUUAGUCAGGCAAGUAGCGUGGGUAUAAUUGGAGGGGUAUCUGUUAAUGCUACUCUGAAAUUUUUAAGGAAACUUGUGGGGUUGAGUUCUGAAGAUGGAGGAAAUACCCCUCCUUUUGUACUUUGUUCUGAUCCUAUGUUAAGUAGGGAGAUUUUAUCCUAUGAAAGAAGUUAUCUUGUUUCUAGCACAAGUAGAGCAGAAAUUUCGGAAAUGGAUUCUUCAUCAAUUGUGCAGAAUCUUAUAAAUAAAAGGGUUUUUCUUGAGUGUUCUGGGGCUGGUUGCAUUGUGAUGCCUUGUCACGUAUCACAUUCUUGGUAUGAAGAAGUAUCCAAGGGAUGUUCCGUUCCUUUUCUUCACAUGGCAGAGUGUGUUGCCAGGGAACUCAAGGAAGCUAAGUUAAAGCCACUUGAAGCUGGUAAUCCUUUGCGAAUUGGAGUGCUUGCAACUAGUGCAACUCUAGCAGCUGGGUUUUAUCAGGAGAAACUUCAGAAUGAAGGGUUUGAGGUUGUGCUGCCAGAUAGAGCAACUAUGGAGCAUACAGUGAUACCUGCAAUUGAAGCUUUGAACAGAAAGGACAUGGAAGGGGCAUGCAAUCUAUUGAGAAUUGCGCUUCAAGUUCUUUUGGUGAGGGCAGUUAACUCUGUUAUUAUUGCUUCUGAUGAUAUGCGUGAUCUCUUGCCCAAAGAUGAUCCUCUUCUCAAAAGAUGUAUUGAUCCAGUGGACGCCUUAACCCGGUCAACUAUCAAAUGGGCUAGAUCCUCUGGAGUUCAUAUUUAGUAAUAUAAUGUGAGUAUUAUGGUUCUUGUGUCAAUUAGCUGCUUUUGUAAUCUCAUUGAUAUCGUUUAUCUUAUUAAUGCAAACUUUUGUAUUCAUUAAUGUAAUCCAUUUCCUUCAUUUAUCAUUGCAAAUGUUACUUAUUUUUUCUUCAAAUAAAAGAAACAAUGAACCACCUUGUGCCAACUCACACUUUUAGAACCUUUCAUAACCACCUAUAUAUAUAACACAUUUGGCCAUUUUUCAUCCUCUUGCAUACACUACUCACAUCACCUCUUUC
Molecule: messenger RNA, 1598 nt
Organism: Gastrolobium bilobum
Lineage: Eukaryota; Viridiplantae; Streptophyta; Magnoliopsida; Fabales; Fabaceae
Exons: 2
Coding region: 350-1321 (323 amino acids)
Source: RefSeq, a predicted model, not a curated record